Molecule: messenger RNA, 918 nt
Organism: Cercopithifilaria johnstoni
Lineage: Eukaryota; Metazoa; Nematoda; Chromadorea; Rhabditida; Onchocercidae
Source: the annotation of a GenBank genome assembly
AUGGCUUCUAUCGGCUAUGCUGUAAGAAAUGCAUCUCACGCUGGAUCCUGGUAUACGGAUAAUCCAAAGGAACUGCAUCGUGAAUUAACAGAAUGGCUUGGUGCAGCCGACUCACGUCAUACUGAAUCAGCUCGUGCUAUUAUUUCACCGCAUGCUGGCUACUCAUAUAGUGGUAGGGUUGCAGCUUUUGCCUACAAGCAAAUUGUUCCUGAAACUGUUAGCAUUAUAUUCAUAUUGGGGCCGUCACACGUGGUGUCAUUGGAUACUUGUGCAUUGUCGACCUGUUCGCAUUACUGUACACCUCUAGGUGAUCUUCAGAUCGAUCAGAGAACAAACAUGGAACUAAAAGAAACUGGAGCUUUUUCAUCGAUGGAUUUGCGUAGUGAAGAAGCAGAACAUAGCAUUGAAAUGCAAUUGCCUUACAUAGCAAAAAUUAUGGAAAAGAAGUCAAGAAAUAGUUACAGCAUUGUGCCAGUGUUGGUAGGGUCACUUUCACCAUCAAAACAAGCCAGUUAUGGCAAAAUAUUCAGCAAAUAUCUGUCAGAUCCAAAGAUAGUAUUUGUCAUCAGUUCCGAUUUCUGUCACUGGGGAAGUCGAUUUCGCUUCAUGCCACAUGAUAGUAGUACCGAUGUACCAAUAUAUGAACAGAUUGCUGCCAUGGACAAACAGGGAAUGGACGCAAUUUCUAAUCUUAAUCCAGCCGCAUUUGGAGAGUAUUUGAAAAGGACACAAAAUACAAUUUGUGGCAGAAACCCAAUAAGCGUUAUUCUAUAUGCAGUAGAAUAUUUUCGUCAAAUGAACAGUUAUCUAGCAGAAUUCGUAUUUCUCAAAUAUGCACAGUCUAAUCAGAGCCGUAGCCUGAACGAUUCAUCUGUUUCAUAUGCAGCUGGUGCCCUUUUCCUUAAUCCAAGAAAAUAA